CCAAAGUCUCCGCAUCAGUCUCUCAUUAUCAGCGACAUGCCCAUUCUUCCAGACUCGCUCGCCGAUGCCUCAAUAGACACUCAAGACAAUCGCUCACUCAUCAUGUCAAGCCUUAAGAAGGCACGUGAUGCUAUGGACGAGCUGUGUCAAGCUCCCACGUUUGAACCCUCUCUCAUGACGGACGAUGACGAAUUGACGAGAGAGUUGGGCAGGGUUCAAAACAGUACGAACGAGCUUUCACAACGUCUCCGCCCUCACAUGCGUCGUCGUGAUCUCCCCGAAUUCCACUCAUAUACGUGCACCGUACGAUUAGCUUCGAGAGAAUUGAAGUCAAUUUUGGACUCCGUAAAGAUUCCCUUGUCCGAUCCCCCCGACUUUGAAGCGGCAGCGCGAGUGAUCAGAGAGGCCGAACCUGCACUUGAGUACGUACGGGGGACUUUGAGCACAGGGUGGCCUGGGGAGAGAAGCAGGACGUCGACACCACAUCUAUACCGGUCAAUCUGCUCUUGCAAGAGGAAGGAGCAAAUCGAUGAAACGACGAUGAGAACCACUGGGGAAAUGAUGCGUGGUGUUCUCUCGAUGUUGGAAGACACAGAUCUUCGGAGCCUCAGGCAGCAAAUGGGGCUGAGCAAUGAAUCUGCUGACACUGACUCACCAGUAUCUGCGUGAAAAAAGUGUCCCAGUGGAUGUGAUCGAGCCCUGGGAACAGGAGCCAGACGCAGAUAAUUGCCAAGUUGAUGCAUGGAAUGCCUACAGACGCAAAUCUUCAGCUCUCUCCAGAGUUAAUCCCAUCCUGAUCGCACUUGUGUCUAUGUGCCAGGUAUUUUCUCGCUGACGGACAGGUUCAGACGGACAAGGUUGGACGACUCGAAGAUGUGUCCAUCCUCGCGUACUUCACCACGAAACAAGUGGUCGAUAGAUCGGAUCAAUGUCAAUGCUUCCGGAGUCAUCUGAUGAGAUGUCAGCGACUCUAG
Kockovaella imperatae is the source of this 974-nucleotide messenger RNA. RefSeq lists its product as hypothetical. The transcript has a single exon. Lineage: Eukaryota; Fungi; Basidiomycota; Tremellomycetes; Tremellales; Cuniculitremaceae. The coding region runs from base 37 to 669 and encodes 210 amino acids. The record is from RefSeq and is a predicted model, not a curated record.